AUGACUCAAGGCAAGCGGGCUAGGAUUUCCCCUGUGGAGGUUCUUGAGGUUGCUCUGAUUGCUCCCCAAGUCCCUAUUCUUUCUUCUCCUCCGAUUGCUUCAGUAUCGGCUUCAGUCUUAGUUGUGGAGAUUCUUCGAGAAGAAAAUGCUAGAAUGGGUGAGAUGGCUCCUUCCUCUGGAAUGGCUCUAACAAGAGUUUAUGUUUCAGGGGAAGCUCCUUCUGCUGAGGCCGCUAAGGCAGAAUUAUUCCAAGGAGGAGAAGGGCAGCAUGAAAAUCCUCAAGCAGAGAAUGAAUGUGGGAUAGACAAUUUGACUGAGUGGUCAUGGGAACUAACUGUGUUUGGCUUAGUGCGGCCAAAUUUGGGAGUGCUUACUCCUCAACCGCCUUUGCAAGGAGAAAUUGCUUGCCCCCCAGUUCUUGAAGAAACACUGCUAGAAGAUGUUGCCCCUCCUUCAGAACCAGUUUGCGAAAAUGAGGGAUUCUAUGCUGCUGCUCAAGUGUCUCAAGAAGCUGAGCCCGAAACGACAAUACCAAAUCCUGUUCCAAAACCUCCAGUCAGGCCUAUGGAAGGAGAUGGGUUGAGUGCUUCUCAAUCUAAGAGUUCAUGCAGUGACUUCAUAUCCAAGGCUAGGGCUAAAAUUGUACUAGAGAAAUGGUUAGCGCUUUCCUUGGAAGAAAGGGUAAUUGAAGAACAGAAGGUCCGAGUCUUUGGAGCUCUGGGCUCUCUUUGUCGGUCCUACCCAUACUUCGCAGUAUCUUUUGAAGGUGCCAAAGAAGAUCUGGAGGCGUUGGUUGACAAAAUUAAAAAGAAGGGCUCUUCUUCCUAA
Molecule: messenger RNA, 828 nt
Organism: Prunus armeniaca (apricot)
Lineage: Eukaryota; Viridiplantae; Streptophyta; Magnoliopsida; Rosales; Rosaceae
Source: the annotation of a GenBank genome assembly